Molecule: messenger RNA, 1338 nt
Organism: Candidozyma haemuli
Lineage: Eukaryota; Fungi; Ascomycota; Pichiomycetes; Serinales; Metschnikowiaceae
Gene: ERG13
Product: hydroxymethylglutaryl-CoA synthase
Exons: 1
Coding region: 1-1338 (445 amino acids)
Biological process (GO): ergosterol biosynthetic process; acetyl-CoA metabolic process
Molecular function (GO): hydroxymethylglutaryl-CoA synthase activity
Source: RefSeq, a predicted model, not a curated record
AUGCCCCAGAACAUCGGUAUCAAGGCCAUCGAGGUCUACAUCCCACAGAACUAUGUCAACCAGGCUGAACUAGAAAAAUUCGACGAGAUCCCCCAGGGCAAAUACACCAUUGGCUUGGGCCAGACCAACAUGUCUUUUGUCUCGGACAGAGAAGACAUCUACUCUCUUUGCUUGACUGCCACAUCCCGUUUGUUGAAAAACUACAACAUCGACCCACAGAACAUCGGCCGUUUGGAGGUCGGUACCGAGACGUUGUUGGAUAAGUCCAAGUCGGUCAAGUCAGUGUUGAUGCAGCUUUUUGGCGACAACGACGACAUUGAAGGUGUGGACACCAUCAAUGCUUGUUACGGAGGCACUUCUGCUGUGAUCAACGCUGUCAACUGGAUCGAGUCUUCUUCUUGGGACGGCAGAGACGCCAUCGUUGUGGCUGGUGACAUUGCCAUCUACUCCAAGGGUGCUGCCAGACCAACUGGUGGUGUGGGCUCUGUGGCUCUUCUUAUUGGCCCAGACGCUCCUUUGGUGUUUGACUCUGCCAGAGGCUCCCACAUGGAACACGCCUGGGAUUUCUACAAGCCUGACUUCACCUCGGAAUACCCUGUUGUCGAUGGCCACUUCUCCUUGACCUGUUACACCAAGUCUUUGGACCACGCCUACAGAAACUACUCCAAGAAGAUCACCAAGGACGCCAACAAGACCGUCGGUGUUUUGGACCACUUUGACUACUCCGCUUUCCACGUUCCAACCUGUAAGUUGGUCACCAAGUGUUUUGCUCGUAUGUUGUACAAUGACUUCAAGUCCAACCCAGAUGCUUUCAAGGACAAGCUCUCGCCAGAGGUUUUCGAAGAGGUUUCUAACAUUUCCUACGAGCAGUCGUUGACCGACAGAAACUUGGAGAAGGUUUUCUUGGGUCUUGCCAAGGAGGAGUCCAACAAGAGAAUCACCCCAGCUUUGAAGGUGGCCACCAAUACCGGUAACAUGUACACUGCCUCGUGCUGGUCUUCUUUGGCUUCUAUCUUGUACUUUGUUGGUAACGAGGAAUUGCAAGGUAAGAAGGUUUCCGUCUACUCGUACGGUUCUGGUCUUGCUGCUACUCUCUUGUCUCUUAACGUUGUGGGCGACAUUUCUGCCAUCACCAACGUUUUGAACUUGGAGCACAAGUUGGUUGGCGGCAGAACCCAGAAGACCCCACAGGAGUACGUGGAGGCCAUUGAGUUGAGAGAGAAGAUUCACUUGCAGAAGGACUACAAGCCUACCGGAUCUCUUGACGACAUUGCCUCUGGCGUUUACUACUUGAAGGAAAUCACAGACAAGUUCCAGAGAUUGUAUGAGGUGAAGUAA